Molecule: messenger RNA, 1896 nt
Organism: Opisthorchis viverrini
Lineage: Eukaryota; Metazoa; Platyhelminthes; Trematoda; Opisthorchiida; Opisthorchiidae
Exons: 4
Coding region: 1-1896 (631 amino acids)
Biological process (GO): regulation of transcription by RNA polymerase II; canonical Wnt signaling pathway
Cellular component (GO): beta-catenin-TCF complex
Molecular function (GO): RNA polymerase II cis-regulatory region sequence-specific DNA binding; DNA-binding transcription factor activity, RNA polymerase II-specific
Source: RefSeq, a predicted model, not a curated record
AUGGACACAAGGAAUAUGCAGAACCCACAGUUUGGAUUGAUCGAUCUGUGGCGUGCGGAUGUUGGGCGAAUGGAUUCUCCACUAGUCCAACAACUUACUCACCGUGAUCCGUGUCGUACAUCCUCUCAUCCGUCGAGGCUGCCUUACUAUCCUAUGGAGGGAUGUUUCGACGGAAGGAACACCUCCAAAAGCGCACUGGAGUGUCUGCAUUCGUGGCUACAACAGCCACUCGGCAAUUACAACGUCACUGCAGAAUACUCACAUGCUAAUCAAGCACAAAACAGUUUUUCUGCACCGAACAGACACUCAACCUGGACAGCAGCCGAAAGCGAGACAGAAGUAAACUUGGAAACCGUUCCACACAGCUGGAUCCAAGCGACUAUGAGACCUCAGCUCAACCAUGAAGCAAGUCAUGGACCAACCUCAAAUCCUGGACAGACAAGCGGAUUUUGGGGAAACCAGCCAGUUGAGAGGCCAUCAUCGGUUAGUACCCAAAAAGAUGACAGUCUAGAGAACAAAGGAGCUAAACACCCACCACAUAUAGAAAACCGCACGAAAUGGCGUACGAGAAACGUUGGACACAUUAAGAAGCCUCUUAAUGCUUUUAUGUUGUUUAUGAAAGAGAUGCGCGCACAAGUCAUCGCCGAAUGCACUUUAAAGGAAUCGGCGGCUAUCAAUCAAAUACUUGGAAGGAAGUGGCACGCUCUGUCACGAGAGGCCCAAGCAAAAUACUACGACAUGGCAAAAAAGGAAAAGGAAUUACACCAACGUCUUUAUCCAGGAUGGUCCGCUCGAGAUAAUUAUGCAUCUCAGAUAAGACGCAGAAACCGGGCUGCGACCAACACCACAUCGAUAUCCCGUUCACCCGGAACAGAAGUAAAGGGUAUGUUACAAAAGCAAGCGAGAUAUUUGGGCGAAAGGUCAGCUAUUACCAGUUACAAUUUCCCACAUAUCUGGCCAGUUUCUGGUGGAGUUCGAUAUACAGGAAAUUACGGUAUCUCAAAUGCAAUACACCAUUUGACCAAGCUGUCUGACGCAAAGGAUCAGACGGACAGUGAGCCAGUCUCAGACAGCAAUUUCAAAGCCCCAAUAUCCGCUGCAGUAGUACCAGAAAGAACCUUCCUAACAUCACAUCCUGAUGUUAUACCCAUCCAAGCUGAAUGGACCUGUCCAAUAAGCGCCACUUCCAGAUACGAACCACAAUCUCCGGACAGCAGAUCACCGAAUAUUCUUAACAGAUUGGAAGUACAUACGGGAGCCAAAGAACCAUGUGUUGGUUUUUCAUACAAUGACCCAACUUCUAGCUGCAACCCAAUGAAUGCAAGUACUUAUGAAGACCAACAUUUGGUUUCCGAAUGUUCUAUUAGCAUGCAGGAUCCCGUGCUCAGUGCCGGGAAGCUCUUGGAAGAUGAGCCAACAAUGACAACGCACAGCAACCAAAUGAAGCUUACAAACCAAUCCCAGUCAUGGUCACAGGCGCACCAGUGGAAGCCAUUUGAAAUGCCAAGAUUAAACUCCGGACAACAUGGUUACUACUGGGAGGCACCCACGCCAAUCGCCACACCAUCUUUUGAUGACCUAUGUGGGCCACAUGUGUAUGAAGAACCCGGUGACAACAAACCCUCACUGGGAAUAGCUUCGUUUCGUGGGAGUCCACAUUGCUCCAACACUACACCAACACACUCCCGAGCAUAUGAUCUACACCGUUAUCAAGCCCAAGAAGCCUAUUUCUCUAGGCUCCCUCCAGAAAUCCAGCAAACAGACUAUCCAGCCUUCCACAUGGGACAUCCCAUGAACUACAGUCUGUUCUCAUUCAACCAGGUACCCUCUGAAGCUGAUGGCAAACAGCGUCCAAAGCACACAAGUGACGUGAAUUCAAACACAGCACCGGAAUAG